UGAAUGAAGUGUUUGGAGAUGUGGUGAGCGGUGACUGCAAUGACAGCUAAACCCCUAUUCAUAGCAAACACUUGACUUAACUCUGACUCCAUUAUAUGGUUUGCAAACUGCAGUGGACUUUGAGUUUGAGUUUGAUUUGAUUGACAAUUCGUUUAAUUGUUGUUUGGAUUGAGAUUUAAGUGAAGAAUGAGUGAAAAGAUUGAGUUGAAGACAGCGCCAUAUGACCCACGCUUUCCCAACCAAAACCAGACCAGGAACUGUUACCAGAACUACCUGGACUACCACCGGUGCCAAAAGGUGAAGGGUGACAAGUAUGAGCCAUGUCAGUGGUUCAAGUGGGCCUACACUGAACUCUGUCCCAAAGCAUGGGUUUACCGAGAAAUGGGACGAUCAGAGAGACAACGGUAUCUUUGCUGGAAGAAUAUGAGCCAUUCAUGCAGUGAAUACCACUUCCAACACAAGAACCCUUUAUUGUACUUUCAUUUACUUUGAGUUAAUGUUAGAGUAAUUAGAGAUUGGAUUUUAAGUCAAAUACAAAUACAGUUAUAAAUUAGUUAAGAAAUUAAUUACAAAUGAAUUAAUUAUCAAAAAUUCAAUAAACAGUUAUUCAAAAGUGAAUUAUAAUGAA
This is a messenger RNA of Oppiella nova, 628 nucleotides long. The record is from the annotation of a GenBank genome assembly. Lineage: Eukaryota; Metazoa; Arthropoda; Arachnida; Sarcoptiformes; Oppiidae.